GCUCUCAAACUCAUCCUAGACUGCCCACAAAAACCAAAGGUACAGAGACUCGGCUCGGCGGCAUAUGAGAGAGUAGUAGAGAGAGAGAGAGAGAGAGAGAGAGAGCGAGUGGCAGUGUCGAAUCAGUAGAGGCAUCACACGAUGAACGCGGACCUGUAACUCCAGGCUUCACGCCCUCGGUGUGUCCAUAUUUACAUACACAGAGAACCAGAGAGAGAGAGAGAGAGAUGGGUUCGUCUCCAGAGACUGAAAAUCCAUCACCAAACAUAUUUAUACCGGAGGAGUGGUCUGAAGCUGCGGAUUCCAUAGCUUACGACUCUGUUACUUCCCCUCCUCCCAUCUCCUUCAUCUGCGGCCCCAAAAACAGUGGCAAAACCACCUUCUCUCGCCACCUCCUCAACAUCCUCCUUCAGAGAUACAGAAAAGUAGCGUAUUUGGACACAGAUGUUGGGCAGACGGAGUUCACUCCUCCUGGAUGUUUAUCACUCACUGUAAUUGACAAGAUAACUCCAGAUUUGACAAUUCCAUGCAUGAAAACACCUGAGAGAUGUUUUUUCUAUGGCGAUAUUUCUUCAAAAAGAGAUCCAACAGCUUACUUGGCACAUAUCUUUGCCCUAUAUGAUUACUAUCGGAAAAUGUACUGCAUGUCCAACAACAGUGAAAGCCCUGGUAACACUGGAUUGCCUCUUGUAGUUAAUACUCCUGGUUGGGUAAAAGGUAUUGGUUAUGAUGUACUGGUGGAUAUGCUGAAAUAUAUUUCUCCCACCCAUGUAGUUAAGAUUUGCAUCUCUGCUGUGAGUAAGAACCUACCGGCUGGGGCAUUCUGGUUAGAUGAGGGACAUGAUGAUGAUGCAACAUUGACCCUAAUUGAGGUCAAUUCAGCUCGUCAGGAUUCCUUAAAGAGAUCGGUACUAGUUCAAAGAGAUGCACGUCUUCUACGGGAUUUACGGAUCAUGGCUUAUUUCAGACAGUGUUUACCAAGUGACUUGAAUAUCACCACAAUCAAGGAACUUGCUCAUGCAUUGGCCGCGCACCCUCCUUAUGAAAUUUCUAUAUCAAGUGUCAAGAUUAAACAUCUCCAUUGUCAGGUUCCAAGUACUGAGAUUUUCUACAGUUUGAAUGCAACUAUUGUUGGCUUGGCAGUUAGUUCUGAAGAUUCUGAGCAGUUGGCUCAUUGUGUUGGUCUGGGAUUGGUGAGAGGCAUUGACACAUUCAGACAGUUACUCUAUGUAAUUACCCCUGUUCCACAGAACACUCUGGAGAAGGUUGAUCUUUUAUUGCAGGGGUUUAUCCAAAUUCCUACUUGUUUGUUGCAGGUACAGGGAUGCAUUUCACCCUACAUGUCUACAAAUGUUUUGCCUACAAACUAAAAGAACUGUGGUCGCUGUUAGCGUGAGAAUUUUGUCAUACGACUCCUAUAUACUGCUGGUCACCCAGUGAAGUAGUUUCUAAAGCUUGCAUGGGAUGGGCCAUUGUUGUUUCUCCAGCCAUAUUUUGUUUUAUUUUUUACUUUUUUUAAUUAUAUAUAUAUAUUAAAUGGAGUACAUGCCCCCAAACUAUAUUUGUAGAAGGUUGCAGUGGCAACCACAACCUCCCUUCACUUAUAGGCCUUAUAAUCUGUUAGAUAUGCAUUUUAUACUGUGUGGCAUUGUUCUUAAAAUCACAGGAUGUUCAUUUAAAGUGGAAGUUGGGUUCCAGGGGUUAAUACAAACAACUCCAUAAUUGACUGGGUUUUAACUAUAA
Camellia sinensis is the source of this 1743-nucleotide messenger RNA. RefSeq names its product Pre-mRNA cleavage complex II protein family. Gene Ontology annotation, biological process: cleavage in ITS2 between 5.8S rRNA and LSU-rRNA of tricistronic rRNA transcript (SSU-rRNA, 5.8S rRNA, LSU-rRNA). Lineage: Eukaryota; Viridiplantae; Streptophyta; Magnoliopsida; Ericales; Theaceae. Gene Ontology annotation, molecular function: polynucleotide 5'-hydroxyl-kinase activity. The record is from RefSeq and is a predicted model, not a curated record. Gene Ontology annotation, cellular component: nucleus.